GAAACACCAUGGAACCCGUUCGGAGAAAAGCGUCAAGCACCCACGCGCAAGGUAAAGGACAAACCACACAAAGAGGCAGGAAAGACAGAAUAUGAAACGUCAAACCACAAAUCACUGAACCGGUCCAGGCCGAUUAAACCCUGCACAAGACGCAGGGCUCGAACACCUUCCUCUGGCAGCAUCAAAUGAGAGAGAGAGGGGGACCAUUCGAACUCAGCGACCUUCCUCCGGGACCAGUGAGUGAGAGGGGGAGACAGAGAGAGGAGAGAGAGAUUGUUGGAACACAGGGACUUUCCCCCGGGAGCAACAGCUCGGACUCGCCCGUGGCUGACUGCCGUUUGGCGACCUGUGCCCACACCGGCACACCGCAGGAAUGUACUGUGGCGCGGCCAGCCGGGUCUGCAGACAGAGGCAGAAGGAACUUGGGGCGGGCAGGCACGAUCAGGCCUUCAAGUACCUCGGGCAGGACUUCCAGACCCUCCGGGAUGAUUGCCUCAGCCGAGGGGUGAUGUUCGAGGAUGUCCACUUCCCUCCCGGCCCCUCCAUCAUUGGGUUCAAGGAGCUGGGGCUAAACUCGCCGAAAACGUCUGGGAUUCGCUGGAAGAGACCUGGGGAGAUCUGUAACAACCCCCAGUUUAUCCUCGACGGAGCGACUCGGACAGAUAUCUGCCAGGGGGCCUUAGGGGACUGCUGGCUGCUGGCUGCCAUUGCCUCGCUCACCCUCAAUGAGACGGUUCUGCACCGAGUUGUUCCGCAUGGCCAGGGGUUCCAGCGUCAAUACUGUGGGAUCUUCCACUUCCAGUUCUGGCAGUUUGGCGAGUGGGUGGAGGUGGUUAUCGACGACCGUCUCCCGGUGAAAGAUGGACAGUUGGUCUUUCUGCACUCCGCUGACCGCAACGAGUUCUGGAGCGCCCUCCUCGAGAAAGCCUACGCCAAGUUGAAUGGAUGUUAUGAGGCGCUGUCGGGCGGCAGUACCUCAGAGGGUUUUGAGGACUUCACAGGAGGGGUGACCGAGAUGUACGACCUUCGCAAGUCACCUGCCGACCUCUUCGGAAUCAUCCGGAAGGCGCUUGACCGUGGUUCAUUACUGGGCUGUUCCAUUGACAUCACCAACACGUUCGAAAUGGAGGCCAUGACCUUCAAGAAGCUGGUCAAAGGUCACGCCUACUCACUGACCGGCGCCAAGGAGGUACUGUGCCGAGGAAGCCUGGUGAAGCUGGUCCGUCUCCGCAAUCCCUGGGGUGAGGUGGAGUGGACGGGACCCUGGAGUGACAGAUCCAAUGAGUGGAAUCACGUCGAUCCGGGCCACCGCAGGGAGAUGCAGGUGAAGCUGGAGGACGGGGAGUUCUGGAUGUCGUUUUCGGACUUCCAGAGGGAGUUCAACCGGCUGGAGAUCUGUAACCUGACGGCAGACGCGCUCAGCUCGGACCGGCAGCAGACCUGGAACACCUCGCUGUACGAGGGGGCGUGGAGACGGGGGAGCACAGCCGGAGGGUGCAGGAACUUCCCAGCCACGUUCUGGAUUAAUCCUCAGUUUAAGAUGGAGUUGAGGGAGGAGGACGACAACUCCGAGCACCAGGAGUCUGGCUGCAGCUUCCUCGUCGCCCUGAUGCAGAAGAACCGCCGGCGGCUCCGCCGGCACGGGCAGGACAUGGAGACGAUCGGCUUCGCCAUUUACGAGGUUCCCCAGGAGUACGCCGGGCGGUCGGCCGUCCACCUGAAGCGCGACUUCUUUCUGACGCACGGCUCGCGCGCCCGCUCGGAGCUCUUCAUCAACCUCCGGGAGGUAAGCAGCCGCUUCAGGCUGCCGCCGGGGGAGUACAUCAUCGUCCCGUCCACCUUCGAACCCAACAAGGAGGGCGAUUUCUGCCUGAGGGUCUUUUCGGAGAAGCAAGCCCAUUCCGAGGAGCUGGACGAUGAGAUCAGUGCCGACCUGCAGGAGGAGGUGGAGGUCCCCGAGCACGAGAUCGACGAGAGGUUCAAGGCCCUCUUCCGGCAGUUGGCCGGGGAGGAUAUGCAGGUCUCAGUGAUGGAACUUCAGACGAUCCUCAAUCGUGUGGUGGGAAAACACCAGGACCUGAAGACGUCGGGUUUCAGUGUGGACGCCUGCCGGUCCAUGGUGAACCUCAUGGAUCGGGAUGGGAACGCGAAACUCGGGCUGACGGAGUUCAACAUCCUGUGGAACAAGAUCCGAAAGUGGCUGGGUAUUUUCCGACAGUUCGACCUGGAUAAAUCUGGCACAAUGAACUCCUACGAGAUGAGGCUGGCCCUGGAAUCGGCAGGUUUCAAGUUGAACAAUGAGUUACACAACCUGCUGAUUACUCGCUUCGCUGAGCCUGACCUCUCCGUUAACUUCGACAACUUCAUCAGCUGUAUCAUCCGGCUGGAGACCAUGUACCGUACCUUUGUGAAUUUGGACACAGAUCGCGACGGAAUUGUGACUUUCAACGUGUACCAGUGGCUGAAGUUGACCAUGUUUGCCUGAGCGGUUUCUAGCGAGACCUCUGUCCCACCUCGCCACACCUCCGCUGCCCCUGGCUUCCCGCCUCGCAGUGCCUUUGCAGAAGGAACGACGCCCCCCACCCUCGCCACCCCCGCCUGCACCGUUCAGAGUGAAGCAAGGCUCCGCACCCCGAAGUGCCUCGUCGUGUCCGCAGGAAGCCAGCCACGUUACCAUUACGUAUGCAGACUUUUCUCUUUUUUUAAAAAAAAAUUCUGCCAGUCUUUUUAUGAAGAAAUAAACGCCUAAUCGGCCUGAAGGAGCUUUGUGCGUCCAGGACGUGCUGUGGCAGA
Messenger RNA from Mobula hypostoma (lesser devil ray), 2793 nucleotides. RefSeq names its product calpain-1 catalytic subunit-like. The transcript is spliced from 22 exons. The record is from RefSeq and is a predicted model, not a curated record. Bases 374 to 2485 code for a protein of 703 amino acids. Gene Ontology annotation, molecular function: calcium-dependent cysteine-type endopeptidase activity; calcium ion binding. Gene Ontology annotation, cellular component: cytoplasm. Gene Ontology annotation, biological process: proteolysis. NCBI's taxonomy places the organism in Eukaryota, Metazoa, Chordata, Chondrichthyes, Myliobatiformes, Myliobatidae.